Molecule: messenger RNA, 951 nt
Organism: Dufourea novaeangliae
Lineage: Eukaryota; Metazoa; Arthropoda; Insecta; Hymenoptera; Halictidae
Gene: 140up
Product: RPII140-upstream gene protein
Exons: 5
Coding region: 159-809 (216 amino acids)
Cellular component (GO): mitochondrion
Source: RefSeq, a predicted model, not a curated record
CGAAUUAUUUCGAUUCUCGAGGAAGACACAACUUUCGAGUAUCGAUAACAAGUAAUCGAUUUGUUAAAUUUAAUUGGAAUAAACACGACAUUAUUGUUACAAAUAAAAAUGAUUCUGCUCCGGUUGAAGUGGAAACCGUAACACCAGGCGAGAUUAGCAUGGACAGGUUAAAAUGCGUGUUUGUGGACAAAGAUGGAAGUCUUACCAAAGAGUCCCAAUCCAUUAUAAGCAAUACAUUACUUGGCGGACUGAUAGGAUUCAUCAUUGGAGGAGUAAUCAGAACUGUGGACGUGCCAGAGAAUUUCAAGAGAGAGAAUCAAGCCACUCUGUUUAGGAAUCGAUUUGACGCAAACAAGCAACUGCAUCAGACAUAUUCCAUAGAAUUCAUCAAAGGAGGCAAAACAAUGGCUUUUAAGAUUGGAACUUUUUGCUUUCUCUUUCAAUCCGCAACAAUGGUUCUGUAUGCAUUUAGAGGAAAAUAUGAUCUAUCAAUUUUUACUGGUGCAGGUCUUAUAACAGGUGCAUUGUACAAAAUGAACAUGGGACUGAAAGGAAUGACUGCAGGUGGAUUUGUUGGCACUGUUUUAGGGACCAUUUAUGGGGCUGUAACAUUAACAAUAUUAUAUAUAAUGGGGGUUCAUCUUGACGAUGUAUAUGAUAUGCAUCUUAAACUCGUAAAAAAGAGGCAUGAGAAAAUAGAAGACAGAGCCAAAAGUUACGUAGACGAAGAAAUGAAGAUGGCGAAAGAUAUAUAUAUAAACAAUAAAAUGUUGCAUCAUGCAUUGGACAAGCCAAAGGUUGACAAGUGAAAAGUUCUCUAAAACAAAUAUAGUUAAAACCUUCAUAAAUCUGUAUAAAUUCUUGAUUAACUGAUAAUUAUCGAGCAACGCCAAUUAUGUACUAAAUACAGAAACAAAAUACAAAGACAGUUACUUCAAUGCGUGAUUGUAU